AUGACUCUCGAUUGUUUAUAUAGCCCAUGAAAAGGACGUAUGAUAUUUUUUAAUUGAAAGUUGAAAUUCAUCGUGAAAUAAUGAUUUCUUUACGAAAUUUAACCCGAAUUCAAAAGCUAUUGGCUUUUCAAAAUGUGUCAAGAUUAGCGCCAAUCAUUUCAAAUUCGUUAUUAUCCAAUCGAGAAUGUUCAAACGUAGCGAAAAAUACAAACGACAAACAAAUAAAACCUACUUUCUAUGCAAUCGAUGAAGAAAAGAAACAAUUUUUGACUAAUUUUGCCACCUAUUUGGCUGAAUGUAUGCCAAAAUAUGUUGAAAAAAUGCAAAUGACCCAUACGGGAGAAUUAGAAAUAAUGGUUUGUCCGGAAGGAAUCGUCACUGUCAUGGCUUUUCUCAAAGAUAACCAUGCUGCCCAAUUUACAAAUUUGUCUGACAUUGCUGGCGUCGAUUAUCCAAGCCGCAAGAAUCGUUUCGAAAUCGUUUAUAAUCUUCUUUCAUUGCGAUAUAAUGCACGUAUUCGUGUUAAAACUUAUACGGAUGAAAUGACACCAAUCGAUUCGAUUUGUCCAGUAUUCAAUGCUGCGAAUUGGUACGAAAGAGAAGUGUUCGAUAUGUAUGGCGUUUUAUUUCAUAACCAUCCUGAUCUCAGGCGUAUUCUAACCGACUAUGGUUUCGAAGGAUAUCCGUUUCGUAAAGAUUUUCCUCUUUCUGGAUUUGUCGAGUACCGAUACGAUGAUGAUAAAAGACGUAUUGUAAUCGAACCAUUGGAACUGACACAAGAGUUUAGGAAAUUUGAAUUACAAUCACCAUGGGAAACAUUUCCUGCGUUUAGAGAAACAUCGCCAGUGCAAGAAAUCCCUUUACCGGAAACCAAUGAUAAUAAAAAAUAGACACGCCAUGAAUAAGUAGAAAAUAAAAGAAAAAUUAUUCAUUUUGA
This is a messenger RNA of Dermatophagoides farinae (American house dust mite), 937 nucleotides long. RefSeq names its product NADH:ubiquinone oxidoreductase core subunit S3 (gene ND-30). Gene Ontology annotation, molecular function: NADH dehydrogenase (ubiquinone) activity. The record is from RefSeq and is a predicted model, not a curated record. Gene Ontology annotation, cellular component: respiratory chain complex I. Lineage: Eukaryota; Metazoa; Arthropoda; Arachnida; Sarcoptiformes; Pyroglyphidae.